Molecule: messenger RNA, 438 nt
Organism: Wallemia ichthyophaga EXF-994
Lineage: Eukaryota; Fungi; Basidiomycota; Wallemiomycetes; Wallemiales; Wallemiaceae
Exons: 2
Coding region: 1-438 (145 amino acids)
Biological process (GO): translation
Cellular component (GO): ribosome
Molecular function (GO): structural constituent of ribosome
Source: RefSeq, a predicted model, not a curated record
AUGCUGAGGACGCUGGCUAGAAAUUUCGUAGGCAGUCGCAGUCGAUUGGAUAAGGUUAAAGGGGGGAAUGCAGGUGGAUUGGAUAGUAUGUUACAGCAAAUGGAAGCGCAUGGCCGUGUAAUCCCACAGGAUCCCUUGGAAUAUCUCCCAAGAGAAGCAUUCAGAGCCCAACACGCUUAUUAUCCAUCCAACUUUGCUCACACACCCGCACAUUUCUUCAAAACAGCGCCAACACCAGAGUCCGUGAGGUUACCGGAUCUCAACACACUCUCACUCUCACCAAAUGCAAUGUCUGUAUUUUUAACUUCAAUGGGUAAAAUUCAAUCAAGGAGGAAGACAGGAUUGAGUUGGAAAGAGCAGCGUAAAUUGGGUAAAGCAGUCAGACGUGCUAGGCAGAAUGGUCUACUUAACACUUUCGCGGUAGAUACGAAGAUGUAG